AGCGUCGCAGGACAAUUAGGCCCGAGACACGUGACGUCAUGUCCGACAUAUUCAAGGGCAAGUCGCUCAUCAAGAAAGACAACAAAUCGUUUUCGGCCGACACGGUGCUCCGCGACAAGCAGCUCAUCUGCCUGUACUUCGCCGCGCAGUGGUGCCCGCCGUGCCGCAUGUUCACACCGGUCCUGGCGAACGUCUACAAGGACGCCAGGGACGACAACCUGGCCAUUGAGGUCGUAUUCAUCUCUGCGGACCGGAACAAGCAGGACAUGCUCAACUACAUGCGCUCAACCCACGGUGACUGGUACGCUCUGCCUUUCGACGAUCCGCUCCACGGAUCGAUGCUGAUGGACAUGUUCAAGGGCAAGACGCUGCUUCGCAAGGACGGCAGCCAGCAUGCUGCCGAUGACGUUCUGAAGGAGACCAGCGUGUUGGCCCUGUACUUCUCGGCCGGCUGGUGUCCCGGGUGCCGCAUGUUCACCCCGGUGCUGGCCGAGGCUUACCGGCAGAACAAGAGCCCCAACGUUGAGGUGGUGUUCGUCUCGUCCGACCGCUCCAUCUUCGCCAUGAUUCACUUCAUGCGCCAGAGCCACGCCAACUGGUUCGCCGUCAAGUUCGGGGACCCGCUCCGGCAGGAGCUACGGACCAAGUACCGCAUCACCGGCGUCCCAGCACUGGUUGUCGUCAGGAGAGAUGGCAGCCUGAUUAACGCUGACGCCCGCGUUGACGUCGCAACCAAGGGACACCGAUCAUUUCUCGAUUGGCUAGCCUCCUUGUAACAGCCGAGAGAGGACAAUCCCGCAUGACGAUUAUACGUCCGAUGCUACAGUCGUUAGCGUUCACAACGCUCUUCAACCAUGUCCCAGAUUU
Messenger RNA from Rhipicephalus sanguineus (brown dog tick), 867 nucleotides. Its product is annotated as nucleoredoxin-like protein 2. The record is from RefSeq and is a predicted model, not a curated record. Lineage: Eukaryota; Metazoa; Arthropoda; Arachnida; Ixodida; Ixodidae. The coding region runs from base 39 to 776 and encodes 245 amino acids. Gene Ontology annotation, biological process: photoreceptor cell maintenance; sensory perception. The transcript is spliced from 4 exons.